Molecule: messenger RNA, 227 nt
Organism: Funneliformis caledonium
Lineage: Eukaryota; Fungi; Glomeromycota; Glomeromycetes; Glomerales; Glomeraceae
Source: the annotation of a GenBank genome assembly
AUGUCUUUUCAAGUAGUAAAUUCUUUGGGAGCACAACCUACUACAUACACAGAGACAAAGGAAGGUACAAGUGAACUUGGUCAACAACAAAACAUGAAUAAUAAUUCAGAAGAAACUUUUUCAGAUAAUCCAACCGAGCUCUUGGAAUUCUCGCAACCUUCAGCACCAAUAUCAAGCACGGAUUCAUCAACAGUUUCGUCGUCAUCUACCUUAGAUUAUAAUUACGA